CACGCUGGGAAUUGCAGGCCGCCGCACUGGGCAUCGUGGGAGUUGUAGGCCGCAGUGAGCGGGUAGCGCGCCGUGGGGUCAAAUCUUUCGCUGUGGCCAGAGCCCCGGAAUCUGCUUUCGGAGCUGCUGCUCCUCGGUUAGAGAGCUGGAGGCAACGGUGGAGGGACGAUGCGAGACUGCGGGCCGCUGGGGCUAGCUGGCGUGGCGCUGCUCCUCAUGGCCGCCGGGGCGGGAGCAAGGCCGCGGUCCGCCGUCCCCGGGGACCAGCCCCGAUCUAACGUGGUGUUGGUGGCCUGCGACUCCUUGGAUGGACGCUUGACAUUUUUCCCUGGAAAUCAGACUGUGGAUUUACCUUCCAUAAAUUUUAUGAAAAGACGUGGCACUGUCUUUCUCAAUGCCUACACCAAUUCUCCAAUUUGUUGUCCUUCACGUGCAGCUAUGUGGAGUGGUCUUUUCACUCAUAUAACAGAAUCUUGGAAUAACUUCAAAGGUCUAGAUCCAGAUUAUGUAACAUGGAUGGAUCUCAUGGAGAAGCAUGGCUACCAUACGCAGAAGUUUGGGAAAUUGGACUUUACUUCUGGACAUCAUUCAGUAAGUAACCGUGUGGAAGCUUGGACUAGGGAUGUUAACUUCCUGCUCCGACAAGAAGGAAGACCCAUGGUGAAACUUACAGGCCAUAGGAAGCAGUUUAGAGUAAUGGAAAAAGAUUGGCAGAAUACUGAUAAAGCAGUAAAUUGGAUAAAGGAAGAAGCUGUUAACUUUACUCAACCAUUUAUUCUUUACUUGGGACUAAAUUUACCACACCCAUAUCCAUCACCCUAUGCAGGAGAAAGUUUUGGAUCCUCUACAUUUUUAACAUCUCCCUAUUGGCUUGAAAAGGUAAAUUAUGAAGCUAUUAAAAUACCCAAGUGGUCUUCUCUUUCAGAGAUGCAUCCUGUAGACUAUUACUCAUCAUACACCAAGAAUUGCACAGGAGAGUUUACAAAGGAAGAAGUCAGAAAUAUUAGAGCAUUUUAUUAUGCUAUGUGUGCAGAGACAGAUGCCAUGCUGGGAGAGAUUAUUUCAGCUCUGCGAGAUACUGGGCUUCUUGGAAAAACAAUUGUUAUAUUCACUGCAGAUCAUGGAGAACUUGCUAUGGAACACCGUCAGUUUUAUAAAAUGAGCAUGUAUGAGGGAAGUUCCCACAUUCCUCUUUUAGUUAUGGGACCAGGUUUAAGAGAACAGCAACAAAUACCAAACGUAGUAUCUCUUGUGGAUAUCUAUCCUACUAUGCUUGAUAUAGCAAGAAUUCCUGUGCCACAGAACCUCAGUGGAUAUUCUCUUAUACCGCUGCUACGUGAAAAGGCUGAGAGUGAGGUGUCACCCAGAGGACCUCGACCCUCGUGGGUGCUGAGUGAGUUCCAUGGGUGCAAUGUGAAUUCCUCUGUGUAUAUGCUGAGAACUGGCAAGUGGAAAUACAUCACGUACUCGGAUGGCUCUUCAGUACUGCCCCAACUCUUUGACCUUACUGCUGAUCCAGAUGAGCUUACAAAUCUUGCCAUAAAAUUCUCAGUAACUGUACAUUCUUUGGACAAAAUACUUCGCUCUAUAGUAAACUAUCCAAAGGUUUCUUCUUCUGUUCAUGAGUACAACAAGCAACAGUUUAUCAGUUGGAAACAAAGUUUGGGUCAAAAUUACUCAAGUGUUAUUGCAAACCUUAGGUGGCAUCAAGACUGGUUAAAGGACCAAAAAAAGUAUGAGAAUGCAAUUGACAAAUGGCUUGGAGACCAGAACUUUAUGAAUGUUUGUGACAAUGGGAGUCAGAGCUGGAAAAUGGUGAUGAUAGAUAAAAAGGACUAGAAAAGAUUAAAAAAUAAUUGGAUGCCUUUAUUUCAGGAAAAAGUGAGAUGUUGAUGCUAUAGAAGAUGUUGAUGAUGGGGAUUGAUUAAAGGUGUUGAUAUUUGAAUGGCUGGAUUGGAGUGGACAGACACCCUUCCUCAACAAAUCUAAAGUAAAGCCCUCUUGAUGAGUCUGGCAAGUCUCUGACCAAAGAUUCUUUUUCCCUGCUUUGUCAGAUGGGCCCCAUUGCCCCCAGGAAGCCAGGGCAUGGGAAAAGGGCUGAGUAACCUAAGUCCUGACUAUGGCACCAUGGUUUCAAUCAUUUUUUGCCCCUCCAGGGUUAUCUGGCCCUUUCAUAAUAGUAUAAUUUCAUAACCUGUGAGCCCAUAAAGAAAAUGCACAUUAUCAUUGUGGUUUCAGAUUGCUCAGGCAUUGCUAAGAAUAAGCCUUUGAAAUGUGAGGAAGUGUGUCAAAGCUUAUCCUCACGGUUGUGCUAUAAGCCAUUAGCAACAAGAAUAAAGCAUAUUGUUAAUUUAAACAAGUUUAGAAAACCAGGAUAGCAGUGUCA
Molecule: messenger RNA, 2386 nt
Organism: Zonotrichia leucophrys gambelii
Lineage: Eukaryota; Metazoa; Chordata; Aves; Passeriformes; Passerellidae
Gene: ARSK
Product: arylsulfatase family member K
Exons: 10
Coding region: 169-1839 (556 amino acids)
Molecular function (GO): arylsulfatase activity; glucuronate-2-sulfatase activity
Source: RefSeq, a predicted model, not a curated record